This is a messenger RNA of Gallus gallus (chicken), 6363 nucleotides long. RefSeq names its product tRNA aspartic acid methyltransferase 1 (gene TRDMT1). Gene Ontology annotation, molecular function: S-adenosylmethionine-dependent methyltransferase activity. The transcript is spliced from 10 exons. Lineage: Eukaryota; Metazoa; Chordata; Aves; Galliformes; Phasianidae. The coding region runs from base 593 to 1639 and encodes 348 amino acids. The record is from RefSeq and is a predicted model, not a curated record.
GGGGAGGCGGUCGGGAGGGCCGUUCCGUACGCCGAGCCAUGGCGGCGCUGAGGGUGCUGGAGCUGUACAGCGGCAUCGGGGGGAUGCACCAGGCUCUGAAAGGUACCCGGCAGCCCGGCCGUGCGGCCCCUCGCCCCGCUCCUCGCCGCCUCCCCCCUCUUUGGACGCCAUCUUCUCGCUGCGCCCCUGACCCCCGGGGGGCUGUGAGGAGCGCCAUCUUCUCGAGGGGACUAAGAUGGCCCCUCGCCUCGGACCCUUCCCCACCCUGCGUGUCCCCCCCGCCGUCAUGCACGGACGCGCGGAAGGAAGCUAUGGGGUGGGAGGCGGCCUCGCUCCCCUCAUCCCAUAGCUUGGAGGCACGUCCUCCCCAUCUCGGGCUGGAAUGGGGCGGUGGGACUCGUGUUGAAGGGGAGGAGGCUGUGCCCACGGAACAGACACAGGGGAAAGCUGCAUAUGUGCAGAAGUUGUUGCUGCUGUGGAUGUGAACACUCUUGCCAAUGAAGUUUAUAAGCACAACUUUCCCAGCACACCAUUAUGGGCGAAGACAAUUGAGGGCAUUACACUGAAAGAAUUUGACAGAUUGUCUUUUGAUAUGAUUUUGAUGAGUCCUCCCUGUCAGCCAUUUACAAGAAUUGGCCUACAAGGUGAUGUGUCUGAUCCGCGGACAAAGAGCUUUCUUUAUAUUCUUGAUAUUCUCCCAAGGCUCCAGAAGUGUCCAAAAUACCUACUUUUAGAAAAUGUUAAAGGAUUUGAAUCCUCUUCUGCAAGAAAUGAACUUCUGCGAACACUAGAAACGUGUGGAUUUAAAUAUCAAGAAUUUCUCUUGUCUCCAACCUGUCUUGGCAUUCCCAAUUCUAGGCUGCGGUAUUUUCUAAUUGCAAAGCUUCACCAAGAGCCAUUUUUCUUUCAUGUUCCUGGUCAGAUAUUGACAAGACUCCCAGAUCAAAAUCUAGAAGAAUUAUCCAAGGACAAAGUUGUUGACAAAACUGGUUCUUCCUUUCCUUCUGGAGAGAAGAGUCUGGAUUCAAAUACUAGUCCUGAUUGCAGCAGCAAGAAGGGACCCUUACCAAAAGGGGCCUUUCUUUUUAAGCUUGAAACAGCAGAACAAAUGGUAAGGAAGCAUAGACAAGACAAUGAUCCCUCUAUUCAAAUGUUAGAAGAUUUCCUGGAAGAGGAAAAUGAAGAAAUGAGUCAGUAUUUUUUAGCACCCAAGUCCUUGGUACGCUACGCUUUCUUGUUAGACAUUGUUAAACCCACUUGCCGGAGAUCCACAUGCUUUACAAAAGGGUAUGGGCACUAUGUAGAAGGGACAGGCUCAGUUCUGCAGACAGCAGUAGAUGUGGAGCUUGAAUCGGUGUUUAAGCACAUUGAGAACUUAACAGAAGAAGAGAAGCUUAUGAAACUGUCAACACUAAAACUGAGGUAUUUUACUCCAAGAGAAAUAGCAAAUCUGCAUGGAUUCCCUCCAGAAUUUGGUAUGUGCUCGCAAAGUACCCACUUCUACUUCAUUCUUCAGUUAUGCCAAUGUAGCUUUUUGUUGGGAGUAAUGUGUGCAUUUUAUUUUGCAAGUUUUUUUCUGACCAUUCUGACCAUUCAGCAUUUCUGUUUGGUUUUUACUAAUUGGCUGACUUUUCUCUAAAUUUCCUUUUGCAUGAGAAGUGCUGUAUUACUGAAUGACAGCAAAGGAAUAUAUUUGUUUUACCAUUGAAACUAUUUACUCAACAGCCAACAUUACCCAUAACCGAUAAGUCAACAUAUCCUGCCAGCUUAGGAUAUCUCAGUUCUCACUGCUUGCUCCCUUCCAUACGUUUAAAGCUGGUAACAGAAAGGGAAUAACUUCACAGUAUACAGAUGCUUCUUUGUUUAGGAGUAACAAAUCUCUUCAAUUAAUGAUUUUUUAAGUCUUCUCUAAUUUCUAGAAAAGGCAGUCCUAGCCCUUGGUCAGUUACUUCAUUUUCUGUUUUUCUGGAGACAAGGGAGUCAAGGAGCAAGACUGGGUAAUGCCAGUGUGUUGCACACAGGUCAACUGAAAUUAAGCCAGAAAUAAAUGCACCAGAUUUUUCCUUGCUCUUCAGCAAAGAAAGACAAGGAAAUGGAGCUGUUACUGUCUGCUAAGGAACUUGGUCUGCUGCCAUCAUAUGAGAUCAAUUUAUUGUCUCUCAGCAAUACAGACUUCCAGGACACCAGUGACCUUCAGUAACUUGUAAUAUAUUUCAACUUUCUGAGUGGCUUCAGGUUCUGAGGAGUGUUGAUAGUUUGCAUAUAUUUUUUUCUUUUGUAUCUUUAGGUUUUUUUUUUUUUUUUGUAUUUAUUCCUUGCAAUUACAUGAAAAAAAAAAUGAUAUUAAAGGAACAUUAUCAAGGUUGCAUAGUCAUUAGAGUUGACACCACUAAACUUACUUGUUCAGUACUUUUUUCAUGAGUGUGCCAUGUUGAGUUAAAUGUCAAUGUGCAGCAGUAUUUCAUAGCCUGCCUUCUUGAAUAGAUUUGUCCUUUUUGAAGAUAUCAUUUUUCUUAGCAUCUCUCAGUUCCAUACUGCCUUUCGUUGUUAUAAAGAAACUUGAGCUAAACUUGCCUAGAUUGGUCAUGUAUAGGCUUAUAAUAAUGUUUUAAGUUCCAUUUUGAACACAGAAUUAUCUGUUCUCUCUUUUUUAAAAUACAGUGCUUAUUUAAUAGCUUGUGUUUUCCAAACAUUGGAUCAGUCCUUGCAAUACCACUAAGAGGUGUACUAGAGUUAACGUUGUUUGUAUUUAAUAGAGACAUAACCAAGGCAACAAGAUUUAUGUUUGGAUGACUCCAUAUGUUUGAGUGACCUUUAUUGUUUCAGAGCAUUUGGAAUGAUGCUAAGCUUCCUCUGUACAGAGCUCAUCUUCAGGGGCAGCUGUUACCUUCCAUUUUCUGCAAACCACAACUGAACUCUCAAGACAAGUCAGGCUUCUGAAUUUGAGGAGCAUACAGAUAGUCACUAUCUAUGAAGUGAUCACUUGGCGAACUUGUCUUGUCACCAGAGAAAUGCACAGCAGCCAGGGACAGAUCACAGCUCUCACAGUGCUAAACUCUUCUGCCUUAAUGAUGGAAUCUCCUUUACAGCUCUUGCAGUUCCCUUCUUCACUAUACUACUUUUCCAACUUCCACAACACAUGGAACAAGCCUCGUAUCCAAUGGCUUCCUCUGCCAUGUAAUCCUGAUUCAUAUGCACAGUAAGGUUUUCCCAGUGCACUGAGUCACAAGUCUGACAUUUCUCUCCUUUGUUUUAAUCUAGAUGUUUACCACUUUGUACAUGUAAGGGGGGGGGUGUUACUCAGCUCUAUGCUGAUUGGAAUCUGGUGAAUUUAGCUACUGUGAGUUUCUUUUGAGGAUUUACAUUUUCUUGAAAAGGCUUACAAGUUGCUAUAUUUAUGGCUACAGUAAGGGGUAUGUCACUGAGUGCAUUUCUUCCAUACUAAAUUUCAAAUGUGAAGUGUGGAAUUUUCAGAGGAAGACACACUAUAACUUCACUGCAUCUGUGUUCUUUAGCAAAAAUUUGGUUGAAAUUUUCAGUGUCAGGAAGCCUGGAGUUGUACCCACUGCAACUAUUUGUUCAAGAAAUGAAUGAAUUAACAAAUGAGAAAACUAUAGAAGCUGAAAAUGAGAUGAACAGAAUGUCAAAAAGCUUUGUCACAGAUACCAACAUACUGCUACCUGCAGCUAUGGUGUUUUUAUAAGAAACAUCGUGUCUAAAUGCAGCAUAAUUGUGUCUAUAUUUUAACAGAUUGAUGGUCUUUUCAAGUACAUGAGAGGUAGAGCUGAAAUCAUUGUCUUGUCUUAACAUUAACAGAUUUAUUUGUGCUUUUAACAUCUCAGUGUAUAAAUUGUAAUUGCACUAUAGGUCAGUGAAAAAAAUGUGCAAUCGUUUGUCUUAAUCAUGGGUCCCAUAGCAAUAUCAUUAAAAGGGAUCAGAGCAUUCUUGCACCUGCGACCUGCUUUCAUGAGGGUGAUGUCAGGAGGCCUUUUCCAUUUUUCCUCUUAGCAGUGUGUGUAAGCUCUUAAGAAACAAACGGCAGGCUGGUGGAAAGCCAGCACUCUGUGGUAGUGCACGUUGUCAAGACUUCAGCGUUGCCAAGUAACAUGCAAGACCUAGCUGAUAUGGUGAGAUCUGUGCAGUAAGUACCAGUGUUCUGGUAUGAGUUGUUAAAUCUGUCCUGAUGUAGGUUACUCUCAGCCAAGACAGAAGAUGCAAAACAAUGUAAACAGGCAGAUGGAGGGAGGUUUGGGAUAAAGAAAACAGCCCUGAAAUGAAUUCUGGCUUUCAGUUGCCAAAAGGCAGAAGGAGAAACACUGAAAUUAUCAGUGUUCAUAUAAGCUUCUUGAGCUCUAAGUACACGUGCGUGUAUGUGCAUAAAUACACAUUUAUUUUCAUAUCCUCUUCUGAAAUGUGUAGCUUCUGUAUCUUAUUCAGUGAUACAAUGUGAAAACUAUUUAAGUAAGUCUGUGUGGGGAAAUGCUAACGGUUGUUCCAAAGAGGAGAAUGGGUGCCCAAAUUUGAGCACUGAGAAGCUGUGCAGAAUGGCUAGAGCUGGCAGAAAACAUGUUUACCAAAGCAGUCCAUAUUCAAAGCAUUAAUAACUGGCAGAGAAGGAUGGAACAAUUCCUCCCAGACGCCUCCUCCUCAGCUUCCCACCCUUGGCUCAGCAGCUAUCCAGCCAUGUUCUCUCCUGAGCUCUCCCUGGACAAGGAUUUUUCUGAGGAGCUCUGAAAACUUCAGAAUGUUUAUAUCACUUCUUCCUCACACCAACUGUGCAUCAAAGCUAAGUUGGGUGGUGAUGACCUCAGGGUCAAAGUUAGGUGUUUCUUCUUAGGGAAUGAGCAAAUAAUUGAACGUGAUCAAGUUUCAGCAGCUUAGCAGAUGACCAUAGCAGUCGAAUCCCCACUGCUUUUCAUCUUUCAGUCAGUUUGAAGCAGACACACUUUAGCUUGUAGUUGGAGUAAGCUGAGAGUGCAAGCAAGGAUGGGUGCAGCAGACCAGCUAGUUGGCAACUUCUUAAUUUUCAGAAGCUUGGUCACCUUUGAUUGCACAUUCAAUACAGAACACAGCCCUUUCACAGUACCUGGAACAGUUUAACAUUUUCUGGUCCCCCUUUCUUCUUGCCAGUCAGUGCACUUACAAUGUGAAGGACUUUUUGAUGGUGUCUGUAUUUCUGAGUGCAUUCCACAAAGACAGCAUUGAAUUACAUGGAAAAUUGUUCAGCUGCUUGAUCUCUCCCUGAAUAAACCUUCCUCAUAGCCUGAUCCGUACUGGUAGUAUCUUGCAAUGUGAGACUAAUGUCAUUUUCCAUAACUGGUUAGAGGACCUCAGAUUGGAGUUACAGUAUAUAGCCUGUAAUGAAAUGCAUUUGAGUGUAUGUGCAGAAUCAUUUUAUUUUCUUUCUCCUGUGGCUACGUUGCUCUUUUCAUUUUCUCUUGAGUAGCAGUUGUGCAGUGCACAAUUGUGUUUAUAAAUUUGUGAACUGGAGGGGUGGGUGUUUCUGUAUAUAUGAAAUCUAUAUUUCUGAUAACUGAAUUAAGAGCUGUUCAUUGAAAGAAGCAAUAGACUAAAAGCCAGGGAUAAACCCGGAAUAAUGACUUUGUGCUGUUUUAUUUUAGGCUUUCCUGACAAAGUAUCAAUAAAGCAAUGCUACCGUCUUCUGGGAAACAGCCUCAAUGUACGUGUGGUGGCAAAAUUGAUCUCCGUUCUACUUGGAUAAUAUAGAACCUCAAUCGGAUGACUGUGGAUUGGUGACAGAAAAUACUGCAGUCUUUCAUGCAAAAGCUGAUGGCAGCCUGACAAAAAUCAGAGCUAACUAAAACAUACAUCCAGAUAUUUUGCUUAACAGUUCUGAUAUGUUUAAAUACCUUUCACUCAUGGUGGAUUUGCACUCCAGACGUCCUUUACUGAAAUGGAAGUUUCCAGGAAUUAAUUGCUCCCUCUCAAUAUUGGUUUUACUUUGCAAAUGAAAAAUAGCAGAAAUAAUCACAUGUAUCUCAAUAAAAAUGGAGAGAACAAUUUUAUCUGAAAGCUGUUCUCAGUACAAUAUGAAAGGGCUGUAAAUGUCAAAGCUGCUUUCAUUAAGUGCAAAGAUGAGGUUCUGCGUGUAAAAUGUUUUCAUCUGUAAAUAUCAGCAAUCCAUUCUGAGCAGAUUUAUUGUAUAUCUGAUCUAUUUAUUUUUAAAAUCUAAUUAAAGUGUUAAACUGAGUAUUUUAUAUAGACUUUUUAAGAAGACCCAUUGCCAUCUGUAGUUUAGGUUUGUCUGAUCCUGUCUAAAUACUUUCAGGGUUCUGGAACCCAACUGCGUCUGUUUUGUAUGAUUUUGUUCAGCUGAAUAAAAAUACUUCAAGAUUAUCAUAA